UUUAGUAUAAAAGCUGAACCAGCUAUAUAAGCAAUUAUAGUUUCAAGUCACUUUGAAAGCUAAGGAACACCACCAUGUCUCCCUUCACCGUGUUCGUCCUCUGCCUCCAGCUCUGCCUGAUUCAGUCCGUGCUGAGCCAGAAGUGCUGCGGUACGGGUAAAAGCUCGUACAGCUCUGUGAGCUCUGGCAGCAGCGGCGGCUCGUACGGCGGGCAGGGCUGCGGACAGGUGGGCGCGGCCGGCACCAUCGACGCGUGUGGCACCACCUGCGUCACCGGCGCCGUGCCCGUGCUCGGCUCCGUCUGCUUCGGCGGCUGCGCGCCCGCCCGCGGCUCCGUCUCCAUCUGCGGGCAGUGCGGAUGCGGAUGCAACUAACCUUUUCCCCGACGAUCUAA
Molecule: messenger RNA, 394 nt
Organism: Cydia strobilella
Lineage: Eukaryota; Metazoa; Arthropoda; Insecta; Lepidoptera; Tortricidae
Product: chorion class high-cysteine HCA protein 12-like
Exons: 2
Coding region: 75-374 (99 amino acids)
Source: RefSeq, a predicted model, not a curated record